This is a messenger RNA of Hyposmocoma kahamanoa, 5162 nucleotides long. RefSeq names its product heterogeneous nuclear ribonucleoprotein U-like protein 1. Lineage: Eukaryota; Metazoa; Arthropoda; Insecta; Lepidoptera; Cosmopterigidae. Gene Ontology annotation, molecular function: protein binding. The record is from RefSeq and is a predicted model, not a curated record. The transcript has 28 exons. The coding region runs from base 1 to 3708 and encodes 1235 amino acids.
AUGAUCCAACACAAGAGACAAGACACGUCAUCUUCAUCACGGUUGGCUGCUACUCCAGCUAAACAAUCCAGAACAGAAGAGCCACCAGAACCAAUAGAAGAAGAGCCAAAACAACCUGAACCAAAACAACCUCAACGAAAAGCUAGAGAGCCUUCACCAGAGCCCUCUCCUGAGCCUUCCCCAGAAGCCUCCCCGGAACCAGAACCAGAACCCCAAAAACCAGAGCCUGUGCCUCAGCCCGUCCCAGCACCACAGCCUGUAGCAGCACCAGUUGAGGUACAGCCGAAGCCACCCACCAAAAUUGAAGAAGUGAAGAACGACGAUAUGUAUAGCUUGGAUGAUGAAAGCCAUUCGCCACCUCCUGCUAAGGAGACCGUAGAAGAGCCAAUGGAUACUGAUGAGCAGCAACAAAACAAAAAGCCUGCUCAACGGAAAGAACAGAAGAUGGAUCAGGACGAAGAGAGCAAUCAGUCUCGAAAAGAAGAGGAAAAACAACGCGAAUUAACCGAGGAAGAAGAGUGGGAGAAACUGAACGAGCGUCUCAAGAUCCGUGAGCAAGAACGGAUCGAACGCGAGCGGAAACAAGCCGAGGAAGACGCCAAGCGCCUAGAGGAGCUCAAAAAUGACCCGGUGCGGCUGGGCCGUCUGCGGCGCAAGCAGGAGAAGAAGGCGCGGUGGAGCAACUUCUACCGCAGCGUUGAAGUCACCAACGAGGUGCUCACCCCACCCACCGAGGAGGACUUCCAAUCAAAACAAGAUAAGGACAAGAAAGAAUCGACUGAGCUGAAGAUUCCCGAACCCGAAGAGCUUAAUGACAACAAAAUUACAUUAUCUUGGUAUGACAGCGACUUAAACCAGUAUCUGGAGUUACCAGAGCUGAACUCAGUGGUGCCUCUGAGCGAGGGUGCCUUCUCUUACGCAUGGGCCGGAGCAAGGGCUUCGCACGGCGUCACCGGCGGACGAGUUUGCUAUGAGGUUCGCGUGGGCUCCGUAGUGACGACGACGGAAGCGAGCUUAGAAAAGGAGACCAUCUCUUCGGGACUCAGGAUUGGUUGGUCCACUGAAGACUCUUCAUUACAUCUUGGUGAUGGUGAACAUAGCUGGGGUUUGGAGACCUCCGGACGCGCUGUCAACAACUGCGAAUUCAAGGAGUACGGGCAACAACUAAACGAGAAAGACGUCGUCGGCGCCUAUAUUGACCUGGAGUCGUCCCCUUGCAAGAUCUCGUACACGGUGAACGGCACAGAGCUGGGCGUGGCCUACGAGUUCGAUAAGGCGGCGCUGAACGGCAAGCCGCUUUUCCCGCACGUGCUUACCAAGAACAUGUGCUACCGCGUCAACUUUGGCUACGACAGGUACAACAUGUUAACACGUACAAAAAUAAUACGCAAGCGGUUAGAGAUUCCUGUGGAGCAAGUUCUUGAAGAAAAAAGGAAACGAGAAGAAGAACUGCUGAAACAGAAAGAAGAGGCCGAACGGAAAGAAAGGGAACGACGGGAGAAAGAAAAGAAAGAACGCGAGGAACGAUUGAGGAAAAAGAGAGAGGAGCGAGAAAGAAUAGAGCGCGAAAGAAAAGAGAAAGAAGCUGCAGAAAGACGCGAACGUGGCGAGGAGCCAGAAGAAGAGAAGGAAAAAGAAGAUAAUCAAGAGAAAGACAAGGAAGCAGAUAGCGACAGUGAGAAGAAGGAUGAGCCGCAGGAAAAUGGUGACAAACAACCUCCUGCCGAAGUGAAAACUGAAGUAAUGGACACCGACUCCACAGAGAAGCCUGAAGAGCCCGAGUCCAAGGGAAACGCUGACGUUAAAGGCGAGCCAGGUUCAGAUGUAAAGAUCCCCGAAGUGACUGAAGAACAAGUCCUCAAAGGACACGUUCUGGACAAGAGGAUCAAGUUUGUCAUCAGGUACACUGUCGAAGAAGAACUCGACGGCACGGAAGCGUGUUUGGUUCCGGGCUAUCAUUUGAUCGCAGAGGCCGACCUCGUUGACGGGCCCAGAAGGCCCAAUUCCCUCGCAGAAUGUGAGGUGAUCCUGAUGGUGGGCAUGCCGGGCUCGGGCAAGACGUACUGGGCACGCGCGCACGCCGCCAAGCACCCGGAGCGCCGGUACAACAUCCUCUCUACCGGCGCGCUCUUCGACAAGAUGAAGGUGGACUGUAAACCGUUCCGAAGCACGUACGAGGGCCGCUGGGACGCUAUGGUCUCCAAGUGCGCCAAAUGCGUGCUUAAGUUAUUGGAAAUCGCCAAAGGACGCAGGAGGAAUUUCAUUCUCGAUCAGACGAAUGUGUACCCGUCGGCCCAGAGGCGCAAGUUGAGGGAAUUCGACGGCUACCGGCGAGUCGCGGUGGUCGUAGUCACUGACGAGGAAACUUACCUCGAGCGGCAGAAGAAACGCGAGGAGGCGGACGGCAAGGAAGUCCCUGACGGAGCUGUUAUGGACAUGAAAGCGAACUUCACGCUGCCGGAGGUGGGGUCGUGGAUAGACGAGGUCGUCUUCCCGGAGCUGAACGAAGAGGAGUGCAAGAAGGCCCUGGAAGGAUUGCACAAAGAAGCUAGAGCGGCUGGGGUGCUUCGUGAGAAAGAAAAGCGCGAUCGGUCCGAAGGGCGCGAACAACCGCCGCACAAGCGGGCGCGUGACGACGACCGCAAGCGCCGUGACGACCGGCGGUCGCGCGACGGAUAUUCACGCGAUAGAGGUGAUGAUGUAGGGAUGGUACGGAGAUGGUUUUAUCAAAAGCGGAAGAACCAGAAGCCUGAUAACGACCCUCGCGGAGUCGGAGGCGAUUCGGAGUCGGACGUAUCGAUUGAGAAAAAGGAUCGCUGGGGCGGUGGCGGUGGCGGUGGCGGUGGCGGCGGUGGAGGUGGAGGCAGCGGGCGUUGGGGUCCUGCCGGUGGGCGUGGCGGUGGGGGUGGCACUCGUUGGGGUCGCGACCGCAAUACGGGACCUCCGGGGAGAUUUGGGGGGGACCGCUGGGGCGGAGGCGAUAUACCUAGCAACGACUACGGCGGUGGCCGCGACCGCGACAACAGCUUCCGCGGGGGUCGCGGCGGCGGCGCUAGGCCCGACCGCCCGCCCGGUGGCCCCCCCGGUCGUGGACCACAGGGGGGCCCGCCUGGCGACAGAGGCCGCUUUAACCAGAACGACAACAGGCCUAACAACAGGGGACCUCCGCCUAACAAUGAUAAGAGGCCUCCUCCGGGACCAGGUGGCGGCGGAACUGGGUCAUGGCAACGCGGUGGCCAAUUACAGCAAAACAAUCGUGGUGGCAUGCAGAACAGGAACCACGGCGGACCGGGUGGACCAAAUAGGAAUCCGAAGGACGGUCCAAAUCCGCCAAACCAACAACAACAGGGCUGGAACCAGUGGGCCAGCGGAUGGGGCGGCUGGGGUAAUUGGAACAACCAAGGUUGGGGCAACUGGGGCAACUGGCCGCAGUGGCAGCAACAGGGCGCGCAUGGCGGCGCCAACGCCGGGGGCAAGGGCGGUCAGCAGCAGCCACAGCAGCAGCAGGCGCAGCAGUGGCCCGCCAACUACACUGCACAGCAGUGGUAUCAGUGGCAGCAGUGGCAACAACAGCAGCAGGGCUGGCCUGGGCAAUACCAACAAGGGCAAGCUGGCGGCACGCCAGCCGACGCGCAGGCGUGGGCGCAGUACUACCAGAACUACAACGCUAACGCGCAGCAGCCGCCGCCGGCACAGGACAAGAAGUGAUAGUUCCGUUUUAGUAUGCCCAUGCCUAUUAAUAUGUAAAACUUCACGCGGUACAACUUCAAUAAUUCAAUACACUACUGCCUUUAUAACUGAUACCAUAUUACGUAUUAUGUAACAAUACUUUGUUGUAUGAUAGUCAAGUAUUUUGUAAAUUACUUACCAAAAGUGUUUCGACAAAAGCGGUUUCUCUGUAUUUAGGUUGCCAUUCUAUAUUAUCUUCUAUUUACACUGGACAAUUUUUAUUUACUUAAAAGUCAUGUGUAGUUAGUAGAGCUUGGGAACCGGCAUAAUUUUCGAAUUGGUUCUGCUCUAAUACAUACAUAGUUUCGGUUUUCAUUAACCGAUAUUUUAUUAACUGGUUCCGUACAGAGCUAUUAAAACGUAUUAUUUAAAUAUUAACUGAUAAAAAUUUAGACCAAUAGUGAGCAAAGGCGGCGCUGAACCGUCUUCAGCUACUUGCCGCGCAAUAUCUAACUAUUUCGAUGCAAUUAUUUGAAAUAAAUGGUUUUUAUUAUAACCGGUUUCAAAACUAUUUUCAUGCCGAAUUUGACAUUCAAUGUAAACCUUUGUGAACAGUUCUGUUUCAAACCAAUAAGAAGCCCUGCACUACAUCUACAGGUGUAGUUUCUCGUAUGUCUUUUGUGCUGUAAAACCAGGUAGAUCGGCGUGGAUUAAUAAAGUUGUACGCCAAAUUUGCAAAUAUAUUACAUAUUAACAUGCGUCCGUUAUUUUUGUCAAUGAAUUAAAUCUUCAACUAAUUGACAUUUUUUGUUUACUUAAAUAAUAAAUGUAGGUAUUUAUAAAAAGAGAUACAGAAGAACUUUAAUACAUCAGGCACGAUUGUAAAAAUCACCGCGAUUGGAAUUUUAGUUGGGUGACUGUUUAAGAUGGCCCGCGCCUUAUUAACAGGGCGGUGGAGAGGGUGAAGAUAAAAGGACAUAGGAACGGGACAGCGAUAUUGCGCUCUCUCCCGCUUACCAGUAAGGCACAAUCGGGUACUGGCCUUUUGUAAAUGCGAGUAAUGUGAAUAACUGCAGUCGUUAACCGCUAUCGGUAUAGAUUUUCUUCUUAAUGUGUCAAUGACAUACACUGUAAUGCUUUUGCCAUGAUGGUGAAAGGUUUUCUGUCGUCCCAUAACUAAAAUGCGGCUAACUGACAAAAAUUUUUUUUUACAUAGCGUAAAAAAAACCAUAACCCAGUUUUAAAAUAUUGAAAUUGUUCAAUUAUAUUUUAUUCAGCUACGCAACGUUAGGGUAAGUUCCGAUAAGUCGAGCACGUUAACUAAUUUUAACUAUUUUUAAAAGAGAAUUUUGUGCUCUAUUUUUUUGCUACCGGAUAUUUGAACCAUUUGUCGGUAAAGGCCCAUUUAGAUGGAGAGAGUUUAUCGUCUCGAAGAUACGAUUAUCGAAAGAAUACAAACAUAGUUUCCUCGUCUAAACAAUCGCGAUUAUCGA